Messenger RNA from Guillardia theta CCMP2712, 858 nucleotides. RefSeq lists its product as hypothetical. The transcript is spliced from 12 exons. The record is from RefSeq and is a predicted model, not a curated record. The coding region runs from base 1 to 858 and encodes 285 amino acids. Lineage: Eukaryota; Cryptophyceae; Pyrenomonadales; Geminigeraceae.
AUGCAGCCUCCUCUCCUCCUCUCCUCCUCUCCUCCUCUCCUCCUCUCCUCCUCCUCCUCGCUGCCGCGGGUUCAGCUUUACGGCAAUCUCUGCACGAAAUCAGACGCGAUGCAAGCAGGAAUCAGGGGGAUGAGAUGCAAACUUGUUGAUCCGGAAGCUCUUCUAGACGACCAGUUCAACUUCAAGAAUCUUCCAUCUGGCAUGCAUCUUCACUCUCAGCUCCUUGCCUCGCGCCCCAACGCCCUGGAGGAUGCGGUUCCCUUCAUCCAACAGGCUCUUGCCCUUCUCAAUACCACAGAUUCCGUUUCGGCACGAGCUGCUGACGUGGAGUUGCUUCUUGGGAACGCAAGAGCGCUCCUACCCGAGUGCUUGACCGGACAGGUUGGGCCGGGCAACUGCGACAGCACGUGCGGGAACUGGUCGGCGUACUUCCUCCUGCCCUUCUUUCUCUUCAUCGGCGUGUACAUCAUGCUCAACUUGGUGAUCUCGGCCCUUCUCCGCAACUACUCGGCCGCCUGCUCCUUCUCCUCCUUCGCCGACCAAUACGUCAUCUUCGAGCCUAUGGGACCCAAGCUCACCAAGCGCCAGCUGCUGCAGGUGUUGAAGAAGUGGAGGAAGCAAGCACGACUGAGAGACUUGUAUGUCAACGAGCUCAAGGAAGCGAGAAGAAUGGCGUUAGUCAUGCGUGACCAACUGAUCGACGCCAUCCAGCAGGGCAGCAGGCAAACUGCUCGUGAACUGCUUGAAGACUUGGGGAUGGACAGGCUGGAGUCGGAGGGAGUGAAGGAGAUGCUGCUGGAUCUGAGUAAGAUGACCCGCGAGAUGUCCAAGGAAAGACAUUCGCAAAGUGGCAGGUAG